Racocetra fulgida is the source of this 317-nucleotide messenger RNA. The record is from the annotation of a GenBank genome assembly. NCBI's taxonomy places the organism in Eukaryota, Fungi, Glomeromycota, Glomeromycetes, Diversisporales, Gigasporaceae.
GGUGGGCACUUCCGGGAAAUACAAAAUUUGGCAAAAAAGGUGGUGGAAAAAAAAUUAAAACCAAGGUUGUUAAUAUUCUAAAACAAUUUUUUCUGAAUGAUAACCUAAACCCCAAGGACAAAUUAACCGCCAAAGGAAUACACGAGGAAUUAUUAAGGUUUGCACAUUCUGGAGAAAUCAAAGAGGAUCAUGUGCCCAAAAUUGACACAAUCCAAAAUUGGAUUGGACGAUACUCGAAGGAAUUUAACCAGAGAGGAACAGUCAUUGAACUUGAAACUUUUAAAGCAACGGGCUCUUCAUCAAAUGACGAAAUUUAG